Molecule: messenger RNA, 2329 nt
Organism: Maniola jurtina (meadow brown)
Lineage: Eukaryota; Metazoa; Arthropoda; Insecta; Lepidoptera; Nymphalidae
Product: cytochrome b5-related protein-like
Exons: 5
Coding region: 97-1458 (453 amino acids)
Biological process (GO): lipid metabolic process
Cellular component (GO): mitochondrion
Molecular function (GO): heme binding
Source: RefSeq, a predicted model, not a curated record
AUCUAAUCCAAUGCAGCUCACUUUGUCAAGUCAUUUCGUUUCCUUAACACAGGCUUGUAUUUUUACACAGCUUCUUUUAUGAAUUAGCUAUUAGAAAUGGCUCCAAAAGAAUCAGACUGGAUUCAAGGAGCCGAAGAACGCGCCGCGCAAAAAAAAACUCAUGUCAGUUUCCCUCAACUGAAGUACCCGUCUUUAAGAGAUGAAGGUUUUAGAGACCCUUUACAAUGGCUUACUGGCAAAGCUAUGGACGACGGCGCAGAAGGACUUUGGAGGGUGCAUGAUAAAUUAUACGAUUUUACGGAUUUUGUAAAGAAACAUCCCGGUGGUGAAGAAUGGCUAGAAUUAACUAAGGGCACGGAUAUAACGGAGGCCUUUGAAGCGCACCACAUAAAUCCUUCAACAGAGAAAAUGCUGAACAAAUAUUAUGUGAGGGAUGCAAAAACACCACGAAACUCUCCAUUUACAUUCCACGAAAACGGAUUUUAUAGAACACUUAAGCGGGUGGUCUAUGACGAAUUGAAGAAAAUACCAAAGGAUGCCUCUGCAACUGCAGAUAGAAUAACCGAUGGAAUAUUUGCGACGCUUCUGUGCAGCUCUGGUUUGGCUUGUCGAUGCGAAAACUAUUGGCUAGCGACAUUCUGGUACAUUAUUGCAUCAUUGAGUCUUGCUACGUUGACGGUGACGUGCCAUAACUUCAUACAUCGUAGAACCAAUUGGAGGAUGUAUCUUUUUAACAUGAGCAUGUGGUCUUAUAGGGAUUUUAGGGUAUCUCAUGUUCUUUCUCAUCAUCUUCAUACAAAUACGCUCAACGACUUGGAAUUAAGUUCACUUGAACCCUAUUUGUUCUUUACUCCAAGAAAAGACAAACCUCUGCACGCAAGACUUGGCUUUCUAACUGAAUGGCUUUUCUUCCCUUUCAUAUUUUUAUUGAGCUUCAGUAAAAGAUUUCUGAGCAUAUUCCUUCGUGAAGGGUUUUUCAAAGCACAUUACCGUUGGCACGACGCCAUUGGCUUCCUAUUACCCCUUUGUAUGUGGUUCACAAGUGGCAGCUCUCUUCCACAUGUGCUCUACACAUGGCUUUGGAUCAACUGUACCGGCAGUUUGGUGUUUUACACCAUAGGAGUUAAUGCUGCCCACCAUCAUCCAGAUGCCAUUAAAGAUGGUGACGAGCCCCGGAGCUUGACUCCAGAUUGGGGUGAACAUCAGGUAGAAGCUCUUUUAGAUCGAAAGGACAUAAAUAGCAAUACAUUCGCUGUGAUGACACUAUUCGGAGAACACGCCCUGCACCACAUGUUUCCCACUCUUGAUCAUUCGAUAUUAAAAUACCUACAUCCAGUUUUCAUGGAAUUGUGUGAAAAGUAUCAAGCUAACUAUAGAGUAUCAACACAAUUUCAACUAGUCCUUGGCCAGAUACAAGAAACUAUGCGGACCGAUUUUAGAACACAACCAAGUAAAUGAAUAAAAGGCUUCAUAUUAAACUCUAUAUAAUUCUUUACCUUGAUCAUAACCUCAAAAACAGUAAGACACGCACAUAACUAUGGAUAACCUGGUCCUUUUUUGGAAGAGGAGCCUGGUCCUAUUUUGCCCGUGACUAAUGCAUUUCAUAGAAUAAACUGAUGUAUUUUCUUUUUGCGACAAAUAAAUGGAAGAGCGGUGUCUCUGACACAGAGGUAGUUCUCCUACCUCUAAAAGAAGGCUACAAGCUACAGCCUCUUACAGAUGCCGAAAAUAAACAAAUUUUGAAAUUGAAUUACUAGUCAAUGUUGAACUUCAUAAAAAUAUGGAAAUAGCGGAAUAAUAAAGUGGUUUAAAUCAUCACCAUCAUCAUGAUCAACCCAUCUACUGAGCACGGGUCUGCUCUCAGAAUGAAAAGGUUUGAAUACCUUAAAAAAUAAGCCUGAGUAUAGUAAAGCAUUGCCUUUGACGCUGACUAAUGAAAGUACCGUGUAACAUCCAUGCCCUAUUUUUAUGGGCUAAACUAAAACGAGGAUAGACAUCGUUUCUAGCCUAGGGACCCAUAAAACUAAGUGCUUGCAAAGCCGUUGAACUUCGUAACAUUAAAUGCCCAAAAAGAAAAGGGAUUUCAUUCACAUUUUCACGUCCCUGGCGAAACUGGGAAUGGUUCAAACAAGAUGUUCCGUGUACGAUAUGGUAAGCUACAGUUUCUCCAGAGUUUCAGAUUCAAACUUUUUUUCAUAUUGUAGAAGCUCUGAAAAUCCAAAAAUACUCAUACCAACAUUGAAACGUGCCUCCUAUUUACAUUAAAAGAAAAAAAGUUACUUUAGAUAGUUAGAUUUCACUUGAUUAAAAUAACUUACUAUAAAAAGGG